UACAUACCGCUCUAUAGUCCAGACAUAAAGAGAACGAGGGAUCACGAUUCUUCAUUCAAUUCUAGUCUCUUGGAGAGAUCACUUUCAGAGAAUGAUUUAUCGCAAGCUGUCACUCCAAUGCGAAGAGUAAUGCCUAUAGAGUCUUUUCUGAAAACUCCUAGUCAUCCCAGUAGCAAGCCCACCCUGAAGCCUAAAUCAUGUGGAAGAGUAUUGACUAGUGUUGAAUUCAUGACAUGUAUAGAGGAAAAGGAAAGAGUGAAGCAGGAAGCCUUGAAGGAGAAGGAGCGUAAAAGAAUUGCUAGACUUGAGAACCAGAAGGAAGCUAAUAGAGUAAAAGAGUUGAAGAGAAGUGCAAAUUUUACUAUGAGUGAGCACAGGCAAUUCUCUAAGAGGUUUGAAAAUGGGUAUGACAUUCCGGAUGAGAGGUAUGAGUUAUGGGUUCAGUUAUAUCGUCCUAAUAUGCAGGGGCGUAGCUGGGAAGGAAAUGAUGAGAGGGCACAGAGAUAA
This is a messenger RNA of Amphimedon queenslandica, 507 nucleotides long. RefSeq lists its product as uncharacterized. The transcript is spliced from 2 exons. The coding region runs from base 118 to 507 and encodes 129 amino acids. Lineage: Eukaryota; Metazoa; Porifera; Demospongiae; Haplosclerida; Niphatidae. The record is from RefSeq and is a predicted model, not a curated record.